This is a messenger RNA of Astyanax mexicanus (Mexican tetra), 8436 nucleotides long. Its product is annotated as cilia- and flagella-associated protein 46-like. The record is from RefSeq and is a predicted model, not a curated record. The transcript has 59 exons. Gene Ontology annotation, molecular function: protein binding. The coding region runs from base 493 to 8208 and encodes 2571 amino acids. NCBI's taxonomy places the organism in Eukaryota, Metazoa, Chordata, Actinopteri, Characiformes, Acestrorhamphidae. Gene Ontology annotation, biological process: cilium movement involved in cell motility; axoneme assembly.
AAUUAUUCACGCUCUUGGUAAGAAACACCCGAGAGUUUGGAGCUGAUUCAUACUGCUGAAUCGGAGAAUCGACUCUUCCUGGAUUCAACUCCCAGCCUCACCCCCUGCUCCGUGCUGUUGCUGUGAUAUGUCUCUUAGCGACAAGCACGCGCACACAGUGGCUGGUUAACUCUGAAACGUCUCCUUCAGUCAGUUAGCCUGCUAGCUAAGCUUCAUUUCACAAGUAAACAGUUACAUUUAGAUAACCUAGUUAAUUAGUUAGCAAGCUUAGCCUUAUUUUUUUGUCCAGGUGCGAAGCCGUAUCUAUUUCUACUGUGUUUUGUUCUGUUUGACGCGUUUUAAACGGUGAAAUGUAAUAGAAACAGCGGGCUCUAGCGAAGAGAUACUUACUAAUUAGCUAAUUAGUUAGUUAGCCAACUCUAGCUGGUUACUACGACUAAAAGCAGAAGCUGCUCUUAAUAUUUGGACAUUCCUGGUGUUCAACACAAAUGAAUGGAGCUUCAGAUCCGCCACUGUUUAAUACAGGCACAGGACAAAAACGAUCCUGAAGCUCUGAAGAAAGCAUAUGGCCUAAUUAAAGAUGUUUUCUCAGGAAAUACGCCAGUGUGUCUUCUCCCUGAGCUGUAUGUGUUGUGUUCAGAGCAAGCAAUACAGCUGGGCUGUAAGGAGAUCGCAGAGCAUUGCCUAAUGAUGUAUUUUGAGACCAACCCCCCAUCGAAUCAGUUUCUAUGCCGCGCUUACUUCUGCCAGGCUCAGUUGAACUCGCCCCACACUGUCACCACUGUGGAGGAUAUGGAUAAGGCUGUGAUGUACUAUCUAAAGGCCAUAGAGAUUUCCAAAGACAACCCGAGGUACCACUUUCUGGUCUUCAAUGCAUCGCUCCUGUACUUCCAGACUGUGCGCGCAUUCCUGCGACCUGGCCAGCGGCAGCACCUGGUCUGCUCUCUCUCACAGGUGGUCAGCGCUCUGGAAGCAGUGCAGGAGCCCGAUUACGCUUGGCGGGCUGAACUUAUGCUACAUCUUGUUGAGUGCCUGGUGGAUAGUGGGAAACACAAGGAGGCAGCUGCCUUUUCCAAGGUCACCUCUGAGUUUAUAGAAGCGCAUAAACCUGAAAUGUAUCCACGCAUUUUCUCCAUACAGGUACUCCAUGAUCUUCUAGAUUCCUCCCAAACUGUAGGAAAACGAAGUCAUAAAUUACUUGUCAUCUACAAGAUACAGAAACUUAAACACAUUGCUGAAGUGAGUGAAGUCAGUAAUGAAACUGCUGAACUGAAGGAGAUUUUGCUCUUGCUGAGCCAGUCAUCCCAGGCUGAAUCACCUGCCUCUCACAGUUCUAGUCCUGAUUCUGAUGACAGCUCCCACAUCCUUUUGUCUGACAGGAUUGAACUUCUGUUGGAGUUGGCCUUCUUCUGUAUGCAGCUAAAAGAGCACAGGGUCGCAGAAGGCUGCCUUAAGGAGCUACAAGCCAUAGAGGGCACUACUGUUGCUCAGCGCAUUAAGAUGGAGUGUGUUGAGUGUGAGCUGACCCUUAAGGGACAGGUCAGCCGCAUCGAGGACUACACCAAAAGCAGUGUGGAGGCCCAGCUUGCAGUAGUUUGGCGAUUGGAUGCUCUGCUCCAGAGAGCAGUGAGAGAAGGAGAAGGCGAGGUAACGCAGUGUGUGUGUGCUGCUCAGUGGAACAGCUGUCUGCCCCUUCUUCAGCACAACCUCCGGAGGAGCAUCAAAAGACCUCUGCUCAAUCUUGCACAUGCACUGGAUGACAUCAACAGCACGUUGUUGGACAUACGCUGUCAGGUCCAAGCUGAGCUGGCUGCUAUAGAGGAGAAAGAGGACAGGCUGGAGCCUGCAUUAAAACAUCUCCAUGCAGCCCUGCGCCUGGAUGAGAGAGGCCAACAUCAGGAACGUUUGUCAUCCUCACUGCACCUCCUUCAGCUGCGCACCAGCCUCUACAACACCCCCACUCGCCCAGAGGACCAGGCUGCUGUGCUUAUCCAGCAGGCAAAAGAAGGGAGUGGCUGUAUGCCAACAAAGAAGUGGCGCCCCAUGCUGGUUAGUGCUGGAACUGCCCUGGCACCUGACACCUUCCAGAUGGUGCUGGAUGCAGACAAGGCUGUGCAAGGUAAAAGACACCAUAUCCCUGUGGAGCAGCUUGCUGCCAAGGCCCAGCAUCACAUGACCUGUAUCCAAAAGGUAGAAGGACAUCUGGCCAGGCUGGAGGGAGGCACAGAUGAUAGAGAGAGGAUGAGGUUAUGGGCCUCUCUGGUGAAGGUUGCACGGAAGCAGGAGGUGUGGGAUAUUUGCAGGGCAGCAUGCCGCUUCUGUCUGCUUUAUGAUGAUGGCAGAUGGAACAGCAAGAAGCCCUCAGGUGAGCUGAACGGCAAUGGUAAGCCAGCAGGGAGUAGCCAAGGGGACCAUGGAGGAAUGAAACAGGCUGGAGAGAGAGAGCUCCUGCUUCUUCUGGCUGAGGUCCACUUCAUUAAUGCUGAGGUAACUAUAGUUAAACUUCGGUCUGAGGGCAUGGAGCUUAGUGAAUUACCAGUUCGGCCUGCUAAGAAGAAAACACACCAACCUGAGAAUGACUCUCAGUGGACGCUGUACAGGGAUUGGAUCCAAAAGCUUUCAGCCUAUGCUACGGAUAAUUUUCUGCGAGGGGCAGAGCUGGGUGCAGAAAUACAGGAAGCGUGGCUGGUGGCUAAUGCAGCUGUUUACCUGUGGAACUACAACACGCAUUUGCUGUCCAAAAAGCAGUACCCUUCCCUUCUACCCACGUUCAGCCGACUAACAGAGUUGCUCAAACAGACCAGCCAUACUGGGGAUGUAGUGCUUCUGGUCCUCUUGUGUGAUGCUGUUGCUCAGGGAAUGAUCCAACCUUGGUUUGAGGCAGCUGGACAAAUUAAGCCAGAACAAGACACUGCAAAGGGUGGAGUGCAGCAGCAAGCUGACAAGGUGAAAAAGGGUGGAGGAAAGGUUCUAGAAAAACAUAGCUCCACCCAUGGCUUUUCUCUAGAGGCGGCUGCUGUGCAGGAUAUCAAGAAGGCUUUAGAGGUAUGUGACUAUGCCCUGAGGCUGUCCAAUGGGAAUGAGGCGAUGGUGCCCAUGAUGGUCAGAAAACAACUCAUCAGCACGUGGGUGAAUACCAAAUAUCUGCUACAGCAACAGAUUGGACAAAAACUUGACAUUGAUGAUGAGAGUAAAAAUGAGUCUGUAGCAGCCAUGUCCCGUGUGCUGGUGGGAGUGGAGAUGCUGCUGUGUAACUCUAAUCUCAGACUAAUGGAAUUUUCUGUGCCCAGCCUCAGAGUGCUGGCACAAAUGGCAGCAGACUGCAAGUGGUCUGAUCCAGUGGUGGAGCUAUACGUAUGGUCUCAGCUCGCUUACUUUGCCUGCCAGAGCCCUGAUCAUGACCUGGUCAUGACCUGCACACAGAAUGCAUUGCAACUGGAGAAGACUGCUAUUCAUAAAGCGAAGGUCCCAGCAAGCAGUCUGUACAGUGUGAAAACAGUAAAGGAAAUGUUGAGCAGCUCCGCAUGUCUCAGAGGAUUGAGUAUGCUCCAUAAGUCUGUUGGACAUCCUUCCAGCUACACAGCAGCUCUUGACAUGCUCCAGUCUAGCAUCAGCUAUGCUGAACAGGCUGGUAGCUGGACUUAUUGCGGGUCUGCAGCCAAGCACUACUGGAAUGCCUGCUUGCCACUUGUAGACUUUCCAGAGCAAAGACAGCAACUCCGGGAACCACUGGAGCUCAUUCUGAAAGCUCUGAACAACACCUACUCUCAACCAGGCAGUGAAAAAUGUGAAGUGGUGAAUGUUGAAAAGAAACUUCAAGCAGAGCCUGUGACCACAGCGGCGGACACUGACAGUAGAGCUGAAGAUGUCCUGGCAGUAAGAGCAGCCAUGUACAAUGUGCUAUUUCAUAUCCAUGCUGACACUGGUAAUUUAAAGAGAGGCCUGCAGGUCCUGGACCAAGCCAUCAGAGAGCUUCCUCGUAGCUCACAUAGACUACUUCUCCAUAAGCAGCGGGUGCUGGUAAAGGCUCAGCUGGGGCAGAGUGUUGUUCUAGACAUGCAGAGGUUUACUGAGGAGGGAGAGCUAGACUGUGCUCUGAUGUGGCAUCAUGUGGCUCACUGUGCAAUAGACAAACAACAGCAGCUGUCCUGCUACCAAAAUGCCAUCAAUACCCUACAGAGUGUUGAUAAUCUGAAGCAGAAAGUGGAUUUUCUUCUGGAAUUUGGGGAGUGGCAGUACUCUAAUAAUUUCCCUUUGUUGGAAGCACAGCUGGAGAUUCAGAAGUCCAUACAAAUUAUUCUCUCCUCCACCUCGGACUCAAGCCAGAGCCUUGGAACCACUGAGCAGCCAGAAGGGGUGAUUCCGGUGAGCAGUGUGUUUGACCUGAGGGAAGUGUGGUGUCUUGAUGGCCUUGUGAGGUCAAAUACGCUGCUGGCUCUCAUGGAAUCCAAAGCAUCUUCCCGGCACCAGCAGUACCUGUUUCUUGCAUAUUCCGCUGUACUGCAGAUCUGGCAGGUGUCCAUUGAAGGAGCACUGGAAAUCAUCAAAGAGGAACAGAAGAAUUCUAACAUUCCAGCUCCACCUGCGUCAGCAGCCAGCAUCAAAAAAGAAAAAGAAAGAGAGAAAGAGAAAGGCAAAAAGUCAAAAGAGCCUCCUCCUGUUGAAAAGAAGCCCAAAGGUUUGAUUUUAGAUGCCUCCCCACCUUCCAGCCCCGAGGAGUGGGCUCAGUUUGAGUGUCCUGAGGAGAUCCGCCAAUGUUUUAGACAUGGCAGUGGCCUUCACUCCAUCAACAGCCACAGCAUUAAAGUGCAGAACCGAACUCUAUAUUAUCUGGACAUCCUGGUAAGAGAGCUGGAGUCUGCAUCUCUGACCCCACUAACCCUGCCUCCUCUGCAUCUGGCUGAGGUCAUUGCUCGCGAUCUAUCACACAGCAGGAGUCACUCUGACCUCUAUCGCCUCAGGAUAAUAAAAGCCUGUGGUUACCUGGGGCUUGAGUCAUUCUCACCAUACAGAAAAGGGUUGCUGAACCUAGCCCAUAUACCUGAGGACGAGCAGAUGGCGUGCCGAAAGGCAAUUGCUCUUCAAAAAGAAAGAAAUGGAUAUCAAUUGAAGAGUAAAAUCAAGCUAGAAAAGGCUCCUGGCAGUGAGAAGUCUGCAGCUGUAGGCAGUACGUCCAGGAGAUGGCACAGGUACACUGAGCAAGAGCUGUGGCUGGAUAAGGCCUCUGUGUGUCUCAGUCUGGGUCUGUACCAGCCUGCUAGAAGCUUGCUGGCUGAGGCUCACCUGGUGGCCAAGGAACUCAAAGACCAAACUUCACUGGCUAAGAGUUAUCACCUUUUGGCUGUUCUGGCCAGUCUGGAGCAGCAGCAUGAUCAGGCCCUAGCUUUACUGGAGCAAGCUCAGGAGUUUGUCGGGGAUGAAGGUUUUUGGUAUCACCUCGUUCAGAGCCUCUUAAACACAACUGCAGAGCUUGGAGGCAAAGAUAUGUACACACAGGUGGGUCGGAUAACAAACAAGGCCAUCAGAGACUUUAGGUCUGCUCUGGAACAGAAACCAAAUCAAGCUCCUGUCCUCCAGUUUUACAUUGCUAAAUUGGAUGCCAGAGGUGCAGUUCUGUGUCACUCUGCCCUGAGGAAUUCUUGUGCUGGUCAGGAUGAAAAAAUGGAAAGACUCAAGUCAGUGUGUGAUGCUCUGAAACUCAGUGUUUCAGUUUUACUUCAACACGGCUACAAAACUUCUGCAGCAGAGACAUCUCUGGAGCUUGCAAAAUGUCUCAGAGAGCUGGCCAUGCUCACAUCCAUUAAAGAAGAGAAACAGCGGCACCUACUCGAUGCCCUCUCAUUUAUGCAGCAGACUGUAUCUCUGCAGGAGGAAGUGCUUUCCAGCUGCCUCAGGCUUCUCCCAUCUCAUGAGAGUGGCCAUUAUAGCCUGCCAGCAGUGCGUGUGUGUGUGGACUAUAGGUUGACUCUGGUAGACCUGAUUCUGCUGAUGCUGGAGAUGCAGUGUGAAGAAGAAAAAGUUAAAGCAAGAAUCCAUAGCAAGAAGAGCUCUACUGAGCAAGCUGUGAAAGACUAUAUCUGGAGCCCCACAGACCUGAAUCCUCUAGAGCAGGAAUGGAUGACAGUGGCUCAGACUUUGGGUCAGAUGGCUUUGACCCAGCUGUCUGUGAUCAACUCUCUAUCGCUGGACUGCAUAGAAACUAAAGCACGCUCUCUUGGCAUGCUGGGAAAGUGUCUGAGGCUGAUGGCACUGCAGAGGGACCCACUCCACACCAUUUCUUUGUGGGAAGGACCUGACAAGGGGGAGAAUGGCAGAGAGGAGAAAGCAAUGAAGGAUGAAAAUGAGGAAGGGGCAAGCAGUGAAGAAAGCAAAAGGAAGACAGUGGAGCAGAAGUUUGUCCAGGCCAGUGAGACUUUAGCACAAGCUCUAAGCCUGGCUCUGCAGCACAGCCUCCCUCAGGUGCUGUCUCAGGUCUGUGUGGAUCUGCUGGAGUGCUAUGGCCAGAAUGACCCGGCCUCAUCCGGCCAGUACCUCGCCUUGUUACAGAGCUGUGUGAGCUGUGCUGAGAUGUCCAGUGUGUUGUGUGCAGCAUGUGUGGACACUCGUCAGUCUCAGUUAGCUGCCCUGCUAAGCCUGCAAAAGAACCUGCGCUCCUCUCCACAAUACAGAAAGAGCAGCAUCCUCUCAGCCAUUGACCAGUCACUCCACACACUCUCCAAGGCUUACCAGCACUUGAGUAUAAACCCUAACCAUAUGAGCUUUCUGGGAGAAAUGCCACUCAAUCUCAAAAUCCUGCUCCUGCAACAUUCUGAAGAUGGUUCAAUGUUGUAUGGGGCUUUCUAUGAGAAACCUAAAACUACAGAAAAUCAGAAAGGGAAGAGCACAGGUGGGCUAGCAUGCUCCAGAGUGGCCAAAGCUCAGGUCCAGCCUACUGUCCUGCUCAGACUUCAAGCCCAAGCCCAAGCCUUUAGACGACUUACCUCACAAACACUGCUUAAAAUGUCCCGCUGCCACAAAAAUGUAGAACAGGACGAGCAUUUCACACAGCAGGAAAACAGAAAAGACAGAGAAUUAGGGGUACAUUUACAAGCCAUAGUCAAGGAAAUGGGGGACUAUCUGAAUCCUGUCCUCUCUCAGUUUGAUUUCUCUUGCUUCAGCCAGCGCCCUCCAUUGAUAUCCAUCGGCGAGGCAGCCCGGCCCAAAGACAAGGAGGAGAGAGGAGCUGCAGAUAAAACUGUGCCUGCAGGAUCACCUGAGCAGGGGGAGUUUGUGGUGGUUUUUGCUGACAAGUUGUUGAUGGAGUUGCCUUUAGAAGCUCUGGCUGUUCUGCAAGGAGAUGGAAUCAGUUCUGUGUCUCGGGAUUUCUCUCUGCAAGUCUUCUACACGCGUCUCCAGAGACAGCAGCCAGUUGAAAGUGACAAUAAAAAGGAGACCAAAGGUGGAAAGCCAGCCAAGGGGAAAGGAGAUCAAAGCAAAGCCAUCAAAGUGGCACCAGUGAACUGUGUUUUACCACCACACUCUCUUCCAGUGGAUACACACAACUUCAAAUAUAUUGUCGAUCCAUAUAAUGAGGGUGGAGAUUGUGAAUGGAGCAGCACAGCUGAGAUAAUGAGGAAGACACUACAGAUGUACUCACAUCAGUUCACACCUCUCUGGGAAGGGGUCAUAGGCAGUGAGAGUACCUGCAGUCCUACAGAACUAGAGCGUCUGCUGGUGAACUGCAGUUCUUUCAUCUUCUAUGGCAUGGGACGGUUUCUUGCCCACAUUCAACCUUCCAGACUUGCCACCCUUAACCUUGCAGAAUGCCAGAUGGCCAUCCUUUUUGACCUGGUUCAGAACAGUACUCUGCCUUGUCAGUCUCAACAGGAAGUCCAGGAAAGUAAGUUUUGCAGUAAGACCCACGUACCUCUGGAGACUCCAAUACAGUGUGCAUAUCUGCUCACUCUCUGUGGAGCUCACUCUGUAAUGCUAAACCAGUGGUCCAGCAGUGCCAGGACUAAUGCUCAAAAUAUGGAAGCCAUAAUGGAGAAUCUUCUGAAAAAAGAACUGACAUCGGGCCAAUCUGUCCAUACUUUGUUGGUGAGCACGACACAGAUCUAUGAAAGAGAGGCUGCCUGUUCUUCAGAAGUGGAUUCUGUUGAACCCUGGGCUUCACCCUCUGCCUUUAACUUCAUCAUCUAUGGACUUCCUAAUUUAGUUGUUACGUGAACCUCUGGCUGUGUUUAAGGUUUAACUCAGGGGACUCUUUUUUUUUAUUCAAAGAAUGUUCAAAAUAGUCAAGUAAUGCUAUUGCCCCUGGCUCAAAGUACUGUUACAAACAAACAAAAACCUAAUAAGAGCUGUCAUUGUUUUCCCAUAGUUGUUUCCGUAUUCAGCAUUUUUCUUCUUAAUAUAAUCUACCUGUUUUAUUGUUUUCAAUAAAAAAAUAAUCCUUUA